This is a messenger RNA of Cannabis sativa, 2796 nucleotides long. Its product is annotated as pentatricopeptide repeat-containing protein At1g03560, mitochondrial. NCBI's taxonomy places the organism in Eukaryota, Viridiplantae, Streptophyta, Magnoliopsida, Rosales, Cannabaceae. Gene Ontology annotation, molecular function: protein binding. Bases 371 to 2560 code for a protein of 729 amino acids. The record is from RefSeq and is a predicted model, not a curated record. The transcript has 2 exons.
CGAAACAUAUAGGGGUGCAUCUAAAACCUCCUUCAUCUAUUCUCUCAAAACUUUUCUUUAUUCCAAUUUUGCCCUCAAACAUAGGGCGAGAGACAGACCUCUUCCUCUUCUUCCACUCACGCAGCCUUUGCUUCCUUCUCUCUACUCUCUUUUCUCGCCGUCUCUACCUCCGGCGACGGCAAACGGCAACGGAAGUGACUCCUCUAACAACAGGUUUCUCUACGCUCUCUUCUUUCAUUCUAUUCAAACUGUUUCUCUUUCAUUAUUAUUGAAUGAAUUGAUUAGAGACUUAAAAGAGUGAAGAUUUUGAGAAAAAUAUCUUAGAAGUUUCAGUGGAUGAUUUGAUUAAGCUUAAACUAGGGUUAGAAGGAUGUAUUUGAAAGGUUUGAUCUUUGGUAAAGUAGCCAUGAAUAAGGUUUCAAGAAUCAAUGGAAGGAGAUUUCUUUGUAGUUUCGCCAUUUCUGCACCUUUGAAUUAUUCAUCGGUUGCUCACUCUUCAAGGCCUUUAAGAAACUUUAAUAAAGAGUUUGAGAGUUGGAAUUGGAGAGGCAUUCACUCUUCUCCGUCGACUGAGCUGAUGAGCUAUCAAUCAGCUAAUGAUUUGAUACUUGGUUUUGAAGAUCAUGCUGAGGAAGAGGAAGAUGGCGUAAUUAACGAGUUCUUGUCUCGAUUCGUUUGGAUAAUGCGGGGUAAGCUCACUGAUUCUUACCCUGAUUUUAAUAAGGAGACUAUAGAUGGUAUGCUUUUGGUUAUUGUUGAGAAGGUUGUUUUGGAGAUCGAAAAGGGUGGUGUUGAGCAGAUGCUUGGUUCUUCGGCGGAAUCUACUACUGCUUCGCAGGAGUUUAGUGAAGAUUUGUGGAUAACAGUUUGGGAGGUGAGUAAUAUGGUUAUGGAUGAUAUGAAAAAGGCGGUUAAGAAGGAGAAAAUGAAGGGUUUUUUGCAAUGUGAAGAGGUUAAGGAGUUGUGUAGGUUUGCUGGUGAGAUUGGUAUUAGAGGGGAUAUGUUGAGGGAGCUUAGGUUUAAGUGGGCUCGCGAGAAAAUGGAAGAGAGUGAGUUUUAUCAAGGUUUGGAGCGUCUUAGAGACGAAGCUAAAGCUCAAGAUGAACAAGGUGAAGAAGCUGUGGCCGAUGGGGCUGAAGCUGCUGUUGUGGUUGGGGCGGAAGAGGAGGACAAACCUAAAGCUGUGUCUCUUCCCAAGAGACGAGGGAAGAUAAGGUACAAGAUUUAUGGUCUUGAUCUUUCUGACCCAAAGUGGGCUAUGGUGGCAGAUAAAGUUAAUGAGGCUGCAGAAGUAAUUUGGCCUGAAGAACCGAAACCAAUAUCUGGGGAAUGCAAACUUGUUACUGAUAAAAUAGUUUCAUUGACUGAGAAAGAUGAUCCAUCUCCACUUUUGGCUGAAUGGGCAGAGCUUCUUCAACCUAGUAAAGUUGAUUGGACCAAUUUGCUUGAUAGAUUGAAAGAACAGAAUACUGAGCUGUACUUUAAGGUAGCAGAACUUUUAUUAAGCGAGAAGUCUUUCCAAGCAAAUAUUCGUGAUUACUCAAAGCUUAUCGAUGCUCAUGCUAAAGAGAACCGUUUGGAAGAUGCAGAGAGAAUCCUCAAAAAGAUGACUGAAAAUGGUAUCAUGCCUGAUAUUUUGACUGCCACUGUUUUGGUUCACAUGUACAGCAAGGUUGGAAAUCUUGAACGUGCAGAAGAAGCGUACGAAAGUUUGAGGGCCCAAGGUUUCCAACUAGACUUUAAUCUUUACAAUUCCAUGAUCAUGGCUUAUGUCAAUGCCAAGCAACCUGGAAAAGCGCAUAAAAUAGUGAGGGAUAUGGAAGCGAGCAAUAUCAAUCCCACAGAGGAGAUGUACAUGGCUGUGUUUCGAUCAUUUUCCCAUAAAGGAGAUUGCAUUGGAGCCUUAAAUAUUUCCAGUUCCUUGCUGUGUGCUGGGUACCAAGUAAAUGCCGAGACUUGUAAAUUGCUUGUCGAGGCAUAUGGGAAAGCUGGCGAAUCUGUUAAUGCAAGGAACUACUUUGACCACUUAAGAAAACUUGGUGAAAUGCCAGACGACGAGUGCACUGGAAACAUGAUUUCAGCUUAUCAAGUGAAGAACCAAUUGGGUCUAGCCUUGGAACUUUUGUUGCAGCUCGAGAAGGAUGGUUUCGAACCGGGAGUAGCUACUUACACUGUUCUUGUGGAUUGGUUAGGAAAACUAAAACUAGUUGAGGAGGCCGAGCAAGUGGUGGCCAAAAUUUCCGAGCUGGGUGAAGCUCCUCCGCUUAAACUUCAUGUAAGCCUUUGUGAUAUGUAUUCAAAGGCUGGAAUUGAGAAAAAGGCUCUACAAGCUUUGGGGGUUCUCGAGGCUAGAAAGGAAGAAUUGGGUCAGGGUGAGUUCGAGAGGAUCAUAGAUGGACUUGUGGCUGGCGGCUUUCAGCAACAGGCUCGUAGGAUGGGGCAGUUGAUGGAGGCACAAGGUUUCACCAUUUCCGAUCCAUUGAAGGUAAAGUUGAUGGCGAAGCAAACUUUUCAAAGCACCGGACAAACUUUUCAAAGGACCAGACGAACCCGGGUAUGACAUAAUUUGGAUUCGUUUAAGGCUUUUUAGUUGCUAUGUUUCGAUAGUUCACUCAAACUUAAUAUUUAAAUUAUAUAAAUGUGUUUUGAUGUAAUAAAUAGAGAGAAUCUAUUAUUAGAAAAUGGAUUAAGUAGUAGGAAAUUUUUGAUAUUUUAUUUAAACAUUUACUAAAUAUUUCUGAAAUUUCAUCAGAACACUUCUAAAUUUCAAAACUUUGUUAAACAGGUUUUCAUUCA